Molecule: messenger RNA, 158 nt
Organism: Dovyalis caffra
Lineage: Eukaryota; Viridiplantae; Streptophyta; Magnoliopsida; Malpighiales; Salicaceae
Source: the annotation of a GenBank genome assembly
UUCAACAAUCGUCUCUUCCCACCAAAGAUACUUCAAAAGUAAUGGGUAUCGGCUUGUUGAAUGCUAAGCAGAUGGUGAGGCGUAUUCUUUUGUCUUUAGAAACAAGCAGUAUGGUACCAAAAGGCCAUUUUGUUGGGUAUUUUGGAGAAGUUCAAUGA